AUGAUCUGCAACGCACGGUCAGCUGUCCUCCACGUUCGUUACCGACAACAUGGUGAUGUACGGGAUCUCGAGCAUGCCGUCGCUUGCAUACGUGAUACGGUCAAAUCACUGCCAUACUCUCAUAUUCCCAUCCACGCCACUGCCAUUCGUCAUCUUGCUGGAGGGUUGCGAUUUCUGUUCGAGGAACAGGGUAACGUGCAGGACCUGGAUGAUGCGAUCGCGCUUGCUCGCAGACUUGUGGCAGGCACGCCCGCUACCCAUGUCAAUUACAUGCAAUCUGUGACGACUCUGGCUGGAUGCCUAGGAAUCCGAUAUGACUUCGCCAGUCAAAUCGAACACUUGGACGAAUGCAUUAUCAUUCUACGCGAAGCUUGCAGCGCAGCUCCUGAUCCAAAGAAAGUGUCUUUGAGCAUUCUCAUGAAUCUCGGCAUCGCAUUGAGGUGUCGCUUCAUGCAUACUGGCAGGCUGUCGGAUCUCGACGAUGCACUAGACUUGUAUGUCGACAGGUUGAACGUCAUGCACAGAGAUAGCGCCGGUCGUGCCGAACUUCUUAGGGAACUUGGACUCAUCUACGGGAUGCGAUACGAGGAGACAAAAGACGAGGCAGAUUUGGAGAGAGCCAUUCGAUAUAGCAGGGACAGUUACGAAUUGCAUCCCCCAGGUUCAAGGCAUCCCGACCCAUCCAUGCCGGCCAAUGCAUUGUCCGGUCUGCUCAUCUUCCGAUACCGUCUCAAGAAACAUAUGGAGGAUCUUAUCGAAUCCGUGCACUAUGGGACGAUAUCGCUAGGCCUCCGACCGCGUGGACAUCCCUUCAGGGCUGAGGCUGCGGAGACGUUAGUGGAGGCCAAGCGAACUCUCGCGGUCGAGCGAAUGGACCCCGCACUACUCUCGGAAUCUAUAUCGCUGCUCGAGGAGACGUUGACCGAAUCAGAAAGAUCGGAUAGUCCCUUCGUGCGCGGUGCAUUGAUCAGCCAGAAAGCCGGCUGCCUCGCGGCGCGUUUUAAACUGUGUGGAUGUAGCGACGAUAUCGUUGCUUCCAGGGCUCUUUAUGAAAAGGCAACCACAGAUACACUUGCUCCCCCCGUAUAUCGCUUCAAGUACAGCAGAGAGUGGAUCAGGGCCGCUGCAGAUAGCGAUGAUCACGAAGGCUUGUCGACAGCGCAUGAGCGCGGCCUGGAUCUUCUAUCUCGCAUCGCUUACCUCGGACUUGACAACGCAUCACGCCUGCGCCUUCUGAGAACCAUACCGUUGUUAUCUUCCGACGCAGCCACUCACGCCCUCGGACUGGGUGAACCUGAACGAGCCAUCGAAAUGCUUGAACAAGGUCGAUCGAUCUUCUGGGGGCAAGCGCUCCAUCUUCGAACACCUCUCGCCGGUCUCCCGAAUGAUAUGCUUGAAAAGCUCCACAAUCUCUCACAGGCGCUUGAGCAGUCACCUUCGGGGGCAAUGGAUGAUAUGGCCAUUGCUGAGAGGCGCAGUGUCGCGGACGAGUAUGAAGCGCUUGUGGAAAAGGUGCGGUAUUUGCCAGGUCAAGAGCGAUUCCUCCGCACUCCCCUGUUCUCCGAUCUCCGCGAAUGCGCAGAAGGUGGAAUGGUCGUUGUUCUUGUCGCCAGCAAGGCAUCCUGCGAAGUGAUUAUUAUUCGCAACUCCUCCUCCCCAGCCGAGAGGUUGUCCUUACGCUCUCUCACGUAUGAUCACCUGAAAGAACUGGUUAAGGCUAUCGGCGCUUUGACAGGCAAUGACUCAACAUACGAGGACGAUACGACUCGGCUACAGCCGAGCGUAGAUCGCCUCAAGAUGAAGAAGACGAGGGUAUCUAGUGCAAACACUGACGACCUAGCGGCUUUCCUUGCGGAGCUGUGGUCUCAUAUCGUCCAACCCAUCAUUGAUUAUGUCGGUCUUAGCGAUUCGGAGCUUGAAGGCCGUCCACGCGUCUGGUGGUGCCCAACUGGACUGUUUACCUCCCUUCCCUUACAUGCCGCAGGCUCCCGAGGCGAAUACGCAUCAGAUUACUUCGUAUCAUCCUAUACCCCCACUUUAGGCACCUUGCUUGCGCUGCGAAAGCAAAAGCCCAUCAGCAUACCCCGGGACUUUACCGCACUGCUUGUUGCUCAAGCGUCGGCGGCAGACCUCCCGCCAUUCACGAGUGUGGAUGACGAGAUUAAUGGAGUAGUCGAGGCUUUGCCGGCCACGACAACUGUCAACGUAUUCGGGACGAAGUCGUCGGGGAAAUCCUCCGAUGUAGAGUCCGUACUGGCGUCAUUACCGAAGGUAUCCAUGAUCCAUCUAGCUUGCCACGCCCAACAGAAUUAUCGCAAUCCACUCUCCAGUGCCUUCUGCCUGGCGGAUGGAAGGCUCAGCGUAUCGGAUCUCAUGAAGGUGAAGAUGCGGGACGACACAUUUUUCGCUUUCUUGAGUUCCUGCCAAUCGGCGGCAGGAGAUCCAAAGCUGCCAGACGAGGCUAUUCAUCUCGCAGGAACCAUGCUUUACGUCGGCUUCAAGAGCGUCGUCGCGACCGCAUGGACCAUGAACGACGCGGACGGGCCGCGAGUGGCAGCCGAUGUUUACCGAACCAUGUUCAAGGAAACGGCCGUAUCCAAUCCCAUCGACUGCAGCUCAGUUGCCUUCGGGCUUGACAGUGCUGUUCGGAAAAUGCGCGCGCAAGGUCUUCAAGCCCGCCGAUGGGCGACGUAUGUCCACAUCGGGCUUUGA
Punctularia strigosozonata HHB-11173 SS5 is the source of this 2712-nucleotide messenger RNA. RefSeq lists its product as uncharacterized. The record is from RefSeq and is a predicted model, not a curated record. The transcript is spliced from 3 exons. Lineage: Eukaryota; Fungi; Basidiomycota; Agaricomycetes; Corticiales; Punctulariaceae. Gene Ontology annotation, molecular function: protein binding. The coding region runs from base 1 to 2712 and encodes 903 amino acids.